AUGAACGAGGGUGCGCGAAAGGGCCGCCGGGUGCUGAGUCGAGCCUCGUUGAUUGCAGCGUGCUGGCUGCUCAGCCGGGCGGCUAUUGUGAAAGUCUGGGUGCCUAUGGCGCUCGUCGACGAGAUGCACCGAGCACGGCGCAUAGAUGACUCGCCGGGCGCCCUCCACAUCUGCACGGAGGCCAGCCUGUUGAUCAUUGCUCACGUUCGGGAGAUGCAGCUCUGUCAGUGUCCACUGCCGGCUGCCUCUCUCCACCGGCGUCGCGAAUCGCCAAACGCACCGGUCCUCUCUGCCUUGCGCCCACGAGGAUGCCGUCCGGAGCAGUUUCGACGGAGAUUUACCAUCGUGGCCGUCUGCAUCUUCGCGACCGCGCGUGGUGGCAGCGCCCUCGACGCCGUUGUCGCCUCCGCAGCUCGUGACCGCCAUUCCCCAGGGCGACUUCAAGCUUCUGCACGCCCGCCACCGAGUCACACAACGCGCGACACGCUGGGUCCUCCGCCAGACCCGCUCAAAUCGAUAAACACCAUGACAAGCAUCGCGCGCACGUUUGGUGGAGAUUAA
Paraphaeosphaeria sporulosa is the source of this 561-nucleotide messenger RNA. RefSeq lists its product as uncharacterized. The transcript has 2 exons. The record is from RefSeq and is a predicted model, not a curated record. NCBI's taxonomy places the organism in Eukaryota, Fungi, Ascomycota, Dothideomycetes, Pleosporales, Didymosphaeriaceae. The coding region runs from base 1 to 561 and encodes 186 amino acids.